This is a messenger RNA of Vanessa atalanta (red admiral), 1557 nucleotides long. It is a transcript of the gene spn-F, whose product is annotated as protein spindle-F. The transcript has 2 exons. NCBI's taxonomy places the organism in Eukaryota, Metazoa, Arthropoda, Insecta, Lepidoptera, Nymphalidae. The coding region runs from base 331 to 1422 and encodes 363 amino acids. The record is from RefSeq and is a predicted model, not a curated record.
AAAUAAAUCUAAAAUAAAUAUUCCAAAAAACGUGUUAAUAAUCAUAUAACUAAAAAAUUGAAUUUGUCAUACAAAUUAAAUUAUCUCUUGCAUUAAAAAAGUAAUUAGCAAUAUAUAACCUUGAAGAUGAUCUUGCAAAAAUAUUGUAGUUUUUUUUAUUUUUUAUUUGAGCUAGCUGGAAUUGUAGAUGUAGAGUGUCAUUGUCAAGUGUCAGCACUCAAUAGUCAAGUCAAACUGUCAGUUAAGAGUUGUAAAUUUCUUUAGUCGGAAUAGUUAGAUCUUAUUUAUAAUUUUAUUAUUAUUAUUCUAAACAUUGUAUAAAAUAUAAACAUGGACUCUUCUUCAAUAGUCAGCUUCAACAACGAUUCAACAUACCAGACAACAAUCAAAGCCGAUUAUAACAAUGUUAGUGUUCAUGAAUUAGCGCUUCAUGCUAUGCGAGAUAGGUGCUUGUUGCUUCAACGUAGAAUAAAUACUCUCGAAACGGAUAACAUGCGACUAAAACUUGACACAACGAAAGCUAGAGAUAAAUCACCUUAUACGCCUUUGCAAGAAGAUGAGAAACUGUCCUUACAAUUAAAAAUUGCAGAACUAAAAAAACAAAAGUCUCAGUUACUUCAUCACGUAUUUAUGGUUUCUUGUGAAAACAAAAAUUUGUGGAAUAAGUUAUCCUCUUUAAAAGGUUCAGAUAAAGCAAUAAAUGAUCAUACAAAACAACCUCUAGUUCGUACUAACACCUAUAUUCAUAGUACUCCUAAAUAUAAUUCUCAAUCUCAAGAAAAAUAUUCAGAUUCAAGUUUAGAAGAAAUAUCAUUGAAAUUAAUAAAUAGUUACAUUCAAGAAAAGUCACAAUUAGUAGAGCAAUAUGAACAGAUGGCUCAGCUUCAAGAUGAAGAUGAUAAUAUUUUGAAUGUGGAUUCUAUAGGAUUUACUUAUAUGGAAGACCCUGCUACAGAUUCACUUAAGGAAAUUCAUAGCCAAACUGAAAAAUUACAAAGUCUCAAAAAAGAACUAUCUCAACAAGAAAGAGAUUUAAAAAUUGUUGUCUCAAGAAUAGAAACUCUAAUGAAAGAUGGCCUCAAUUGCCCAACAUGUCUAGAAAAUAAAUCAAAAACAAGUUAUGCAAAUAAAGAAACAGAGACAAGUGAAAGCCUUUUAUAUGAAAAACAAUUGAAUUCAAUUUCAUAUAACAAUGAUUUUGAAGAUGAAAAUACAUCCGUAAAUAAAAUAAGUUCUGCACAAGAAAUCAAUUCAGAACCAUACGACAAGAUGUGUCCUAUGUGUGGAGAAAAAUUUCAAAAAGAAACCAUUUUUACAGAUUUUCAAUCACAUGUAGAGAGUCAUUUUGUGGGUAAUGAUAAUGAAGCUGAUUCUAUAGAUAACUUAGAUACUUUACCUAAUUCAUUUGAUAAUAUUAUUUAAUAAUUCCAUAUAAAGUAUAUGUAUUUGUAUUGUUUUAAUUUGUAAAUAACUGCUUAAUUUAUAUUUCACAUAAAAAUUACAAAUUAUUAAUAAACUAUUCUAUUAAGGGAAUUUGUAUGUCUGCAUUAUUUUUAA